Messenger RNA from Mus musculus (house mouse), 1878 nucleotides. It is a transcript of the gene Nfe2, whose product is annotated as nuclear factor, erythroid derived 2. The transcript has 3 exons. Gene Ontology annotation, molecular function: RNA polymerase II cis-regulatory region sequence-specific DNA binding; DNA-binding transcription factor activity; DNA binding. The coding region runs from base 533 to 1654 and encodes 373 amino acids. The record is from RefSeq and is marked validated. Gene Ontology annotation, biological process: regulation of gene expression; regulation of transcription by RNA polymerase II; regulation of DNA-templated transcription. NCBI's taxonomy places the organism in Eukaryota, Metazoa, Chordata, Mammalia, Rodentia, Muridae. Gene Ontology annotation, cellular component: cytoplasm; PML body.
CUCUAAGCACUCACUUCUUGGGAAGAAAGGGCUGAAAUACUAGGUGUGGUGGUACAUGCCUUUAAUUCCAGCACUUGGGAGGCAGAGGCAGUCGGAUCUCUGUGAGCUAGAAGCCAGCCUGGUCUACAUAGCAAGUUCUAGGACACAGCCAGGGACACAUAGCGAGACCUUGUUUUAAAAAACAACAAUGAAAGGGUUAGACCCUACGCUGAGGACACAAGAAGAAGGCAAGGGUGACUCUUGAUGUUUUCUUCCAGAAUGGAAAAUGAAAUUUCAAUCCCCAAACCUGAGAAAGACUGGAUUUUGUCUCUGGACAGGAAUACCAUUUUUAGGGAGUAAGAGAAGGCAACUUGCUGAGAAAAAGUAAGGAUACCUACUCUGUGUCCAGAGGACUGACUAUGGUCAGAUCAGGUGAGGUAGAGAGUACUCCACUGAAGAAAAGAACAUUACAGUUCAUAGGGUGGUUGAUGGCACCUGUUGCAGGAAUCCUUUGUGCUUGUGGAGACCUGGGGCCAUCAGCUGGCACAGUAGGAUGCCCCCGUGUCCUCCUCAGCAGAACAGGAACAGGUUAUCACAGCUGCCUGUUGGGGAGCUUGGAGAGAUGGAACUGACUUGGCAAGAGAUCAUGUCCAUUACUGAGCUGCAGGGUCUAAAUGUUCCAAGUGAGACAUCUUUUGAGCCUCAAGCACCCACCCCAUACCCUGGGCCACUGCCACCUCCAACAUAUUGCCCCUGUUCAAUUCAUCCAGAUGCAGGCUUCUCCCUUCCCCCACCAUCUUAUGAGCUCCCAGCAUCUACUCCCCAUGUCCCAGAACUACCAUACUCCUAUGGUAAUGUAGCCAUACCAGUGUCAAAGCCACUUACCCUUUCAGGCCUGCUCAAUGAGCCCCUCCCAGACCACUUAGCUCUCCUGGACAUUGGGCUGCCAGUGGGGCAACCCAAGCCCCAAGAAGACCCAGAAUCUGACUCAGGAUUAUCCCUCAACUACAGUGAUGCAGAAUCUCUUGAGCUAGAGGGUAUGGAGGCUGGCAGGCGGAGGAGCGAGUACGCGGACAUGUACCCAGUGGAGUAUCCUUACUCACUUAUGCCCAAUUCUUUGGCCCAUCCCAACUAUACUCUUCCACCCACUGAGACACCCUUGGCCUUAGAGUCAUCCUCCGGUCCAGUUCGGGCUAAGCCUGCUGUCCGUGGGGAGGCAGGGAGUCGGGACGAGCGGCGAGCCCUGGCCAUGAAGAUUCCUUUCCCUACGGACAAGAUAGUUAACUUGCCGGUAGAUGACUUUAAUGAGUUGUUGGCACAGUAUCCGCUAACGGAGAGCCAGCUGGCUCUAGUUCGGGACAUCCGUCGACGGGGCAAGAACAAGGUGGCAGCCCAAAACUGUCGCAAGAGAAAACUGGAAACCAUUGUGCAGCUGGAGCGAGAGCUGGAGCGGCUGAGCAGUGAAAGGGAGCGGCUUCUCAGAGCCCGAGGGGAGGCUGACCGCACUCUGGAGGUCAUGCGCCAACAGCUGGCAGAGCUGUACCAUGAUAUUUUCCAGCAUCUUCGGGAUGAAUCUGGCAACAGUUACUCACCAGAGGAAUAUGUACUGCAACAGGCUGCUGAUGGUGCCAUCUUUCUGGUACCCCGUGGAACCAAAAUGGAGGCUACAGAUUGAGCUGGUCUAGAGAGUGGACACUGGUGCUAGAGACUCCCUCAUUCCCUUCUGAUGAAGGCACUUCUUAAUCCCACAAGACUCAGAGUCCUCCAGACCAAAAGGCAGAUGUAACCAUAUCACCUGGGAGUAUUUGGUGAGGUUUGCCUGGAGGCCAGGUGUUGGCUUCUCAGGUCCUCAACCCCACCUCUUGUCCAAGCUUUGGUUCAUAAAGAGCUGUGUGGAAA